Molecule: messenger RNA, 1937 nt
Organism: Manis javanica (Malayan pangolin)
Lineage: Eukaryota; Metazoa; Chordata; Mammalia; Pholidota; Manidae
Gene: PIERCE2
Product: piercer of microtubule wall 2
Biological process (GO): axoneme assembly
Cellular component (GO): axonemal microtubule
Source: RefSeq, a predicted model, not a curated record
UGGCAGCGGAGGGAAGAACUACGACUCCCGAGGAGGAGCGCAGCCCGCCGAUGGGAGGCCGCAGGAAGCUGUACCCGGCGGCCGCGAUCCUCACAACAUCCGGGCCUCAGCGCUUCAAAAGCACCACGGUUCAGUAAACAGGCCGCGUUUCCUGAGGGUUCGCUGAUGUCGACAUCGCUGCAGGAAAAAAUCGCGUUUGCUGAAAAAUUAACGAAGACAUCGAGAAUGACCGAGUAUGACAUGCUAGAAUUUAUCUUACAUUUGGUGCCGAGAAACCCGGAAAGGAGCAUGAGCAGAGGGCCCCGACCAGCCACCGGUGGCCCUGCCCUCUCCUUCCCCAACCCGGGACCUCAGCCUGCUCUCCACUGCGUGGACUAUUUUCCGAAUAAGAAAAGUACUUCAGCUUCAAAUUCAGACACAGAAAUGAAACCUGAACAACUGCAUCCUUGUGUGAAUCCUGGCAAUCCUGUGUUUUCAUGCAUGUUGGAUCCAAAAACACUCUAUACAGCUACCUCACUAUCUAAACCUAAGAUGAUUAUGUACAAAACCAACUCAAGUAAUUAUGGUGCAUUUUUACCUAUGCCACAGUUUUUUCCCUGCAGUUAUACUCCAAAGGAGCAAGUAUUUUCAAGCCAUAUCAGAGCUACUGGAUUUUAUCAAAAUAACACUCUGAACACUGCACCUGACAGAACCAGAACCCUUGAUUUUCCUAAUUUUCAACAUACUCUGUGAAAAUAUAUUCCUUUGUGUAUUUAAAAGAAACUGUCCUUAGAAAAAAUGAGUUUUAAAUCUGAAGCUAGAAUACCUAAUUUGGGAUAUAAAUUUUUUGAAUUAAAUUAAAAGACUACUUUUAAGAAAUAAAGCAUUUCAAAUGAUAACUGAUUGGCAGUGACUUCUUAAAUAAAAAUAUGUUCAAAAUAGCAGAAUAAAAACUAGAGACUUCCUAGGUUUAUUUAACACAUGUACUCCAAAAGCUUUGAAAGGCUUUCAGUAUCUCAGUUGUCUAGUGAGUAUAUUUAUCAAGACAAAGGAACACAAGAAAUCGAAGAAAAAAUAUGAAUUGAGGAGCACUCUGCCCAGAAUGUUAAUUUCUACUGCUAGGCUCCUGAAAAAAAGGACUUACUAUUCAUUCAUUCGUUUGGCAAAUAUUUACUGAACACCUGUUUAUGGCAGGCACUAUAUUAUGCAAAUAGACCACAGAUAAAAGACAGUGUCCUUUAUUUUUUCAAUGAGCAAUAUUUUGGGGGAAUGAUAUUAACAAAUUAAUGUGGUAAUUUAUGUAAUAAAGUAUGCAAAAGGUCAGACAGAGAAACAGAAUUGCUCAAAUUGAGACCAAGGAAAAGCAUCCUUGAGAAGGUAAAGCCAAAUCAAAGGAAAAAUUGGUCCAGGCAGAAGAAACAGUAUGUAUAGAAGUACACAGAUGUGAGAGUUGUGCGAUAUUUUUAUAAAUGCAAUUAAUUUGGUAUAUCUUUAACUUAGAGUGUGAGCAGUGGCACAUGAUGGGCUAUACAGUUCUUCAAACUGUAAUUCCACAGGAUACAGAGAUUCGUUUUGGGUGCUGUCUUUUGAAACCUCACAUUCAAUUAGGCCUGAGUACCUUUACUGAAAAAAGAAAUCACUUUUUAUUUUUCCCUGUUGGUUUCAGGUUCUGGAUAUUAACAUCAAUUAGAAAGAAUAAUCUUGUGAGACACUAGGGGAUUAGAAAAGUUAGAUCUUCUAUUUACAAAAAUGUUUUGAUGUGAGGUAACAGCUCAAACUCUGCAGCCUAAUGAAAUUCUUCCAAAAUUUGGUAUUUGGUAAUGGCACAAGCAGGAAGAAAAAUUAGUUUUGUUCACUUCCUCUAAAAUAUUAAAAAUCAAGGCACAAGAUUUCAGGGUGAGGGGUGGAGCCAGGAUGGCGGCGUGAGUAGAGCAGCGGAAAUCUCCCAAAACCACAUA